Molecule: messenger RNA, 1964 nt
Organism: Mus musculus (house mouse)
Lineage: Eukaryota; Metazoa; Chordata; Mammalia; Rodentia; Muridae
Gene: Slc25a29
Product: solute carrier family 25 (mitochondrial carrier, palmitoylcarnitine transporter), member 29
Exons: 4
Coding region: 192-1112 (306 amino acids)
Biological process (GO): transmembrane transport; ornithine transport; L-lysine transmembrane transport
Cellular component (GO): mitochondrial inner membrane; mitochondrion
Molecular function (GO): high-affinity L-arginine transmembrane transporter activity; high-affinity lysine transmembrane transporter activity; basic amino acid transmembrane transporter activity
Source: RefSeq, marked provisional
GGGGCGGUGCGAGCGGUGCGAGGUGAGGCCCGGCAAGCUGGACGCCAGGGGAGUGCUUUUCUAGGAGUCGCCAUCCAGUCGCCUCCCCGACCCGGCUGCGCGCCCGGAGGCCAGAUAGCAGGAGUCGCGACGGCCAACCGCGGGCCGGGCCCGAGGAGUAGUAAGACACAGCCGGCUCGCCGGGCCGGGCCAUGGCGCUCGACUUCCUGGCUGGAUGCGCCGGAGGUGUGGCAGGUGUGAUCGUGGGACACCCUUUUGACAUAGUCAAGGUGCGGCUGCAAGUUCAGAGCACAGAGAAGCCUCAGUACAGAGGGACGCUGCACUGCUUCCAGUCCAUCAUCAAGCAGGAGAGUGUGCUGGGCCUGUAUAAAGGCCUGGGCUCGCCACUAAUGGGACUCACCUUCAUCAAUGCACUGGUGUUUGGGGUGCAAGGUAACACCCUCCGGGCCCUGGGCCAAGACUCACCACUCAAUCAGUUCCUGGCCGGUGCAGCAGCAGGCGCCAUUCAGUGUGUCAUCUGCUGCCCCAUGGAACUGGCCAAGACGAGGCUGCAGCUCCAGGCCGUGGGUCCUGCCCGUACCUACAAGGGCUCCCUGGACUGCCUGGUGCAGAUUUACCGGCAUGAGGGCCUGCGCGGCAUCAAUCGAGGCAUGGUGUCCACACUUCUGCGGGAGACGCCAAGCUUUGGCGUCUACUUCCUCACCUAUGAUGUAAUGACCCGCGCCAUGGGCUGCGAGCCAGGUGACCGCCUGCUGGUGCCUAAGCUGCUGCUGGCGGGUGGCACGUCGGGGAUCACAUCCUGGCUCUCCACUUAUCCCAUGGACGUGGUUAAGUCACGACUGCAAGCCGACGGGCUACAAGGAACCCCUCGCUACCGCGGCAUCGUCGACUGCAUGCGGCAGAGCUACCAGGCCGAGGGCUGGCAAGUCUUCACGCGAGGGCUGGCCUCCACGCUGCUCCGUGCCUUCCCGGUCAAUGCUGCCACCUUUGCCACAGUCACUGUGGUGCUUACAUAUACCCGGGGCGAGGAGGCUCAGGUAGACAGUGAGGCAGCUCUGGGCACCUCUCCCACUCCUGCUGGGUCUGCCCUGGCCCAGCCUUCCAGUCUGUGAUGCUUGCCCAGUGCCACUUUGGUGGAACUUGACAACAGAGGGUAUGGCUCCUCAGCCAGUCUUCCUCAUUGGCCUGUGAUGACAGCUGUCUGUACCCUACUGGCCCCCUAUUUCUUAGCCGUAAAAUGGGGACUCCUCCUCAGACAUGGUACAUUCAGGAAGGUCAAGCCUCGCUAAGUCUGCCCUAUGCAGACAGAACUGCCAGUCAGAAUCUUCCAAGCCCAGCACUCCCCGGGGUAUCCCCUGAGCCAACUCUUACAGGCUGGCCAAGGAAGGACCCAGCCGUUCUUCAAAUCCUCCAUCAACUGAGUCCCGGGAAAAUCUCGGUCAUUGUUACAGUGAGGGACAGUGGGUGGCAUGCAACGCUCCCUCUCCGUGUUGCAGAGUCACCCUGCCUCCGUGCCUACCUAGCUUCUCCUCUGCUGCCCUUGGAGUGUGGAGCAGGGCUGGGACCCUGGCACUAAGUCCGUUGAGGAUCACGCCAGUGUAGGGUCUGGGUGGGAGCAGACAGGCCACCGGCCUCAAUGUCUCCACAGGGAAAUUGUGUAGCAGCUGUCGCAAGACAGAGUCUUCUCAGCUCUGAGCCUCGGGCUACCUGUCUGUAAGACGGGCACCUGGCUCAGCUGAUGUCUGACUCGCUUACUGCCAGCCAGGAUUCACACUGGUAGGUAGGCAGAGGGCCCAGAGAACGCAGGAAAUGUGGUCUUUCUGGGCACUGUCAGUGCCUGUGCCCGUGAAAGCAGAGGUCUUGGCACCAGCACAGAGUUGUUGCCAGUUUGGACCUGCCUGGGCGGGGGAAACUGAGCUCUGGCUGGCUCUACUGUCCUCUAAAGGAAUAAAGUCUUGUUUUCU